UGGCUGCACUCUCACCACAGUGAAAGGUGCACCGCAUAUCUUGCAGGUCUCUGUUUUGUCAGCUGACUCUGCUUAAAAAAAAAACUAAAUAAAAGACGGAGCAAAGUAUUUUAGGCAAUGAAUCUGUCAGAUGAAAAUGUUCAGCAGCAUCUUAUUUUCCAGAAGCCCCCCGUUCAGCUUUGGCGAUCCCAGACAGGAGCUGGUAUUCUCAGCUGUUUCGCUUUCUCCGUGUUGGUGGCAAGGUGCUUCUGAUGAUAGCGGCGAGGAGUCACACACCUAACUGAGGGAUAGCUGUCUACUGCCAUCAUUCUCACAUGCUAAAGAAAAAAAAAAUAUCCAGCUGUCAUCAGGAGCGUCUAUCUUUAGGAGGGAGGAGCGAAAAAUGCCCCCAUAUAACCGUAAAAAAAUACAAAUCUUUGUUUAACGAACACACUAGUGGAGAGAUUAACAACAUUUUGGUGAAGAAAGAAUUUGGACAUUUGUAUGCUUUUAAACCCGACAUUCUGCUCUGGAUCACUUUUUUGCAAGGAACAGAUCUUUAUCCACAUCGUAUUGGGAUAAAGGGAAAAUCUAAAAGGAAGACUUGUUAUGUUAUGAAGAAACAGUGACUUUCGUUCCGUCUGUCUGUGAUUAACUACAGAGAGACGCAGAAGGCAACUAAGCCUGCCAAAGAAUAUAUUGACUAGGGCAUUGUAUUUAUAGAAGUUUGAUGGUUUCCGCUGCUACGUGGUUAAGGAUUUGGAAAAGGAUGGAAAGCUAUGCCGAGAAAACGACAGGUUGUAAUUGAUGAAUGUUUGCUAUAGAGAAGGUCCUAGUGCACGUUGUUUGCACGGAGCGUUCAAUUUCAAACAGAUUGGUCUUGCAGGUGCGUUUGUGGGAUCAGAAGGCAAAUUGGACCAUUUGGAGUUACGGUCAUCCACGUGGGACUUAAAAGCCUGAGCGGAGCUUUUAACAAUGGGCUGCUGCAGUGGAAGAUGUACACUUGUCUUUAUAUGUGGCAUGCAACUGGUCUGCAUAUUGGAACGCCAAAUAUUUGACUUCCUUGGAUACCAGUGGGCACCAAUCCUUACAAACUUUGUGCAUAUUAUUACCGUGAUACUUGGUGUCUUUGGAACAGCCCAGUUCAGACCAAGAUAUGUAACCGGGUAUGCAGUCUGGCUGGUCCUCUGGGUCACGUGGAAUGUGUUUGUUAUCUGCUUCUACUUGGAGGUCGGAGACCUUUCAAAGGAUACGGACCUAAUUAUGACAUUCAACAUGUCCAUGCAUCGUUCUUGGUGGAUGGAAAAUGGACCUGGUUGCAUGGUGACUCCAGUGACCCCAGCUCCCAACUGGGCACCAGAGGACCAUCGCUACAUUAGUAUCUCGGGAUGCUUGCUGGAGUACCAGUAUAUAGAAGUAGCUCACAGUACCCUUCAGAUUAUCCUUGCACUUGCUGGAUUUAUCUAUGCCUGUUAUGUUGUGAAAUUAAUUACUGAAGAAGAAGAUAGCUUUGAUUUUAUAGGAGGGUUUGAUUCUUACGGUUAUCAGGGCCCACAGAAGACCUCACAUUUGCAACUACAGCCUAUGUAUAUGUCAAAGUAACCCAGGUGGCUGCCUUAAGAAAAAAAAAAUCAAAGGAUAGUGACCUUCUGUGUUUAGCUUAUACGUCUUAAAAAAUGCUACAGUGUCUUAAAAACUGAUUUAACAAAAGAAAAAAAGAUCCUGUGGUUUAACCUCAACGACUAAAAUAAAAUAAAAAAUGCACUGGACUUUGUCUGUACACAACAAAUCAAGCAGCAAGUUAAACCAGAUGGACUUAAGAGGAUCCAGCAGAAGAGUGCCCUCUAGAGGCAUGGUCCUUACUGUUAAUCAUAUCUCCAGUCUGUCAGUUGCUGCUCUCAAUCAAAUAACCAGAAUUUAAGGUUAUUAACGAUAUUGAUUUUAUAAAGAAAAGUAUCUCUUUUUGUUGUUGUUGUAGCUUGAGUAAUACUCUUAAGUGCCAAGAUGUAUUAAUAGGUAGAAGAUUGAAAAAUGUCCUUUAAGCAAAAAAAUUCUUGGUUUAAACUAUAACCUGUCACUUUUACUAAACCAAAAAGGUUUUCAAGGUGAAGUUCAAUGGCAACACACAAGUCCACACUGAUUAAUUGGUUUUACGAGUGCAGCUUUCAAAGUACAUUUAGCUAUUGGAAGAACAUUUUAUCUAUUUGCAGUGGCCAAAACAAUAUUUUGCCUAGGUUGCACAUAAAUUAUGUAAAGCAUUAACAGCACAUACAAACUUCCGAAGCAAACCUAAUAUAAAUUAGCAAGGAAAAAGUGGGUGAUUCACAGUUUCUCUGUAUCGGAUAAUGCCUAUUAUUAUGUGAUGUAAUAAAUGCGUGCACAGACAUGUCUGGUGGAUUGACUAAGAAUUUUUUAUUAUUAUUAUUUCUAUUAACUUUGGCCAACUUUAACAUACGUAACAGUGUUUACUCUUUUAUAGUUAUUAUAAGUUUAUUGUAUGGUGUAAAUGAAUUGUUUUUCUUAAAGCUGUAAAAAAAUGUAUUGGUGGUUUCCUGAUAAUACAGUGUUAAGAGGGGAAGUAGUCUGUGAUAGAGUGUAUAUUUUAUCUUCCAUGUGCUGUGGCUGAAAACUGUGCUUUGUGUAGGUGGCACGAAACCAUGAAGAACUGAAGAGUAGCUCUUUGUGCUUGUCUUCUCCUCCAGGGAUCUCUUUCCAUGUAUGAAAGGGUUUGUAAAGGAGGGCUUGUACUGCAAUCAUAUUCUGCUGCUGUAUCCAUUUUGGGUGGACAGUCUGAAAAUGCAAAUGCUUUCAGGCUGAACACAAGGAAAUACCCCAGUAAUUCUCCAACCUGUUUUUAAUGGUAAACUUGGAACGGAAGUGACAUUUAAAAUCUGUAAUGGAGUAACAGAAGUGAGAAAUUAAACAAAAUGGCUGCAGUGUCAGAAAAUACAAUUGCAAAUAAAUUCUCCCCAAAAUAAAUUGUGGAAGAGAAGCUGCAUAAAGAAUUGUCCAGUGUAUAGUAGUGGAUAAUUUUGUUUUAAAAGACUGACCAUUUGCAGCCAGUGUUGCUGUACUUUAUUUCUGGACUUAAACUGAACUUCUUGUAUUGAAUGUAAUCUGUUUUGCGCAGUCCCUUCACAAUUAAGCGUAAAGUUGGCCAGAUCCCUGUUCACAAUCACGUUCUUAUUGUAUUUCACUGUUGUUAUCUGAAUUCUGGCAUCCGAUUUUUUACAGCCCCGCCAUCAUUAAAAUGUUCUCUAAACAUAAAUCUGAAGCAUGUAGAUGAUGUUUAUUUACUGACUUUAUUAAAAAAAAAAAAAAAAAAAAAAAAAAAAAACAUUAUUUAGACUAGAAGCCAUGCGUUUAUCCAGGACAAGUUCAAGAUUUUAAGGACAUGUUUGUAAAUGCUGUAUUCAACAUUCCAAAACAAUAAGAGCCAGAUUUUUUUUUUUUUUUUACUGUGAUGGGUGCUGAACAUUUUUAACCAGUAUAGGGAGCUCCAGUGCAAAGGACCAUUGAGGUCCUUUGUGGCAAUUCUACACUUUAAGGCAGUCAGAUAAUCUCUUUCUAAAUAGUGGUUCAUUAUUUAUUUAACAUUUUAUUGUGCCAUAUAAUAAAAAACUGCACAUACUAUAUAAAUCACUAAUUCAUGCAUGCUGAGUAUAAUUUACUCAGUCUUUCUAUAUGUACUGUAUAUAAACCUAUGUAUGCACUAACCUCAAUGGAAAUAUACAUAUAGUUAAGGCAUGGAGUUAUCACCUUAGGUUUGUAAGCUAUGAAAAAUAAGUUAUCAAGAGUUUCAGCAAGUCACCUUUGCUAUUGAAUGUCCUGCACCCAUUAUAUUCAGUGGUGGUAUCACUACAGUAUGUAAAUAAAUUAUUCAAAACCAGUUGUGAUAUUUUAGAUUUAUUCUAGAAAUUAAUUUGAAAUCCCAAGCAGAGAAUCUUUUUUACAUGCAUAUAGUGCCAUACAAUAUUUAUUCAAAUGUACUUCAAGCAUACACAGUGAGAAAAAAAAACAAAACAAAACAAAAACUUCUUGACCUCAAAAGAACGGCAGUUCUUUUGCUCUGGUUUGGCACUAACUUCUAUUUUUAAUUAGUUUUAGCUAUUUUUCUAUUUCUGUUACUUUUUAAAACUACUGUAAAUAUAAUAAAUUCAGUUUGUGAA
Molecule: messenger RNA, 4148 nt
Organism: Polyodon spathula (Mississippi paddlefish)
Lineage: Eukaryota; Metazoa; Chordata; Actinopteri; Acipenseriformes; Polyodontidae
Product: sodium/potassium-transporting ATPase subunit beta-1-interacting protein 2
Exons: 7
Coding region: 955-1581 (208 amino acids)
Biological process (GO): regulation of sodium ion transport
Source: RefSeq, a predicted model, not a curated record